CUCGACCGCCUCCUCCCACUCAAAACCCUAAACCCAAACUCCAAAAAUAUCUCAAGAGUAGGGUUUCCAAGCAGCCGUCUCUUUGUUCUCUCUCAAACCCCAUAAAAGAUCUUAACUCACCUCUCAAAUCUCUCUACUCUUAUCCUAUGGGGAAAUCAAGCAAGAAAUCAACACCCAAAGUUGAAGCUGCUCCUGCUGCAGUUCCUCAGUCUGGAAAGAAAGGUAAGAGAGAAGCUGAAGAGACUCCUGAGAAACUAGUGGCUGCAAAAAAGCAGAAGAAAAACGGUGGGGUAGCACAAGCUGUUGUAAAGGCCAAGGUUGAAGCAAAGACUCAGAAGAAGAAGAAAGAAGAAACCAGUAGUUCUUCCGAUGACUCUUCUGAAUCUGAAGAUGAACCUGCUCCUACAAAGAAACAACCGGUUAUUGCCAAGAAUGGCUCUGUACCUGCUACGAAAGCAAAACAAGCUAGCAGUUCAGAUUCUUCAGACUCUAGUAGCGAGGAAGAUUCAUCUGAUAAAGAAGCUCCCGCUCAGAGUAAAAAACCUGCUGUUGCUGCAAAAUCCUCUUCUCCUGCUGCUAAGACGGUGAAAGCUGAUAGUAGUUCUGAUGAUGAGGAUGAUGAGCCUGCUGCAAAAACAAAUGUAUCCGCAGCUGCAAAAAAUGGUGCUGCACCUGUUAAAAAUGAUAAGGCCUCCAGUAGUUCAGAUGAAAAUGAAGAUAGCAGCUCGGAUGAAGAUGAAGAAAAACCAAAGCCUGCUGCUAAGAAAGCACCUACUGUUGUUACUAAAAAGGAAUCCAGUGAUAGUUCGGAAAGUGAUAGCUCUUCGGAUGAAGAUGAUAAACCUGCUCCAAAGGCUGCUUUGCCCACACCUGCUGCAAAGACUAAAACUGCAUUAAGUGAUAGCAGCUCUGAGGAGGAUUCAGAUGAGGAUUCUGAUGAGGAUGAUAAGAAAACAACUACCGUGAAGAAAGUGGCUGCUCCUUCUGCCAAGAAGGUUGAGAAAUCCAGUAGUGAUGAAUCUGAUGAUAGUGAGUCCGAGGAUGAACAGCCUAAGGUUGCUUCAAAGGCCAAAGUUGUCAAAAAAGAAAGCAGGAGUGAAGAAGAAUCUGAGGAGUCAUCAUCUGAUGAUGAGGAAAGUGAUGAACAAAAGGCUCCAAAGAAGAAUGAUACAGAUGUGGAAAUGGUUGAUGCUUCAACACCUGCCAAGCAGGAUUUGAAGUCUACGAAGAAUGCUCCCCAAACUCCCGCUACUCAAGCUACAGAAUCAAAGACGCUGUUUGUGGGAAACUUAUCUUUUCAAGUUGAAGAAGCUGAUGUGAAGAAUUUCUUCAAAGAUGCUGGUGAAGUUGUUGAGGUUCGUUUUUCCUCUGACCAUGAAGGGAACUUUAAGGGGUAUGGGCAUGUUGAAUUUGGUACCGCAGAGGCUGCACAAAAGGCUCUACAAUUGAAUGGUGAGUAUUUGCUGAAUCGUGCUGUUAGACUUGAUUUGGCUCGUGAAAGGGGUGUACAUACAACUUACAGCGGCAAUGAGAACAAUUCAUUUCAGAAAGGUGGGAAAAGUCAAUCUCGAACAAUAUUUGUUAGAGGAUUUGAUCAAUCUCUCGAUGAGUAUGAGAUUAAGAAUUCCUUGCAAGAGCACUUUGGUUCUUGUGGUGAGAUUUCUAGAGUGGCCGUACCAACAGAUAGAGAAACUGGUGCUGUCAAAGGUUUUGCGUACAUGGAUUUCAAGGAUGAAGAUAGUUUGAACAAAGCUCUAGAACUUGAUGGUUCGAAACUUAAUGAUUAUUCCUUGAAUGUGGAUGAGGCAAAACCGAAAGGUGAUUUUGGUGGUGGUCCAGGCAGUGGAAGAGGUGGAAGGAGUGGUGGAUGGAGUGGAGGAAGGGAUAGCGGUGGGCGCGGUGGGCGUGGUGGAAGGGAUGGUGGCCGAGGUGGCAGGCGUGGAGGUGGUCGAUUUGGUGGUGGCAGAGGUGGACGUGGAACACCUUAUAAUAAGCCAAACCUUGCUGCUGCUGGCACAGGAAAGAAGACCACUUUUGACAAUGAGGAUUAAUGAAGUGUGGGAGUUGUUCCAAGUGGCUUCGUAUGGUUAAAUGUUAUUUGUUUAGAUUAAACUCUUAAUCGUUAUGUCGAAUUCCUCACAAUUUUAAGUGCCUUGUUUGCUUAGAUGCCUGUAAUUUUUCACAAUAUUAAGUUCCUUGUUUGUUAAGUUACCAGAAUUUUGCCUACAUUUUAGUUAUUUUUGCAAGUGAGAAAAUUUUCCC
Hibiscus syriacus is the source of this 2262-nucleotide messenger RNA. Its product is annotated as nucleolin 2-like. The record is from RefSeq and is a predicted model, not a curated record. Lineage: Eukaryota; Viridiplantae; Streptophyta; Magnoliopsida; Malvales; Malvaceae. Gene Ontology annotation, molecular function: RNA binding. The transcript is spliced from 18 exons. The coding region runs from base 147 to 2051 and encodes 634 amino acids.